This is a messenger RNA of Nerophis lumbriciformis (worm pipefish), 4196 nucleotides long. It is a transcript of the gene mapk8ip2, whose product is annotated as mitogen-activated protein kinase 8 interacting protein 2. Gene Ontology annotation, molecular function: JUN kinase binding; MAP kinase scaffold activity. Lineage: Eukaryota; Metazoa; Chordata; Actinopteri; Syngnathiformes; Syngnathidae. Gene Ontology annotation, biological process: JNK cascade; regulation of JNK cascade. The record is from RefSeq and is a predicted model, not a curated record. Gene Ontology annotation, cellular component: cytoplasm.
UCUCCUCUCCUCUCCUCUCCUCUCCUCUCCUCCCUGUCGCCGCACUGCCGACCCACGCAGCAUCCACAGACGCCGUGUCGGACGUGUUUUUUCCCAGCGGACCUGCUGCACCCAGUUUCCGGCCGUAAUCCUCCUCCCGUCUGCACGACUCGAUGACGCCCAGCGAGCUGGUCUGAUCCGAGCGGCCCUGGUCACUGCUUUGAAGAUCCGUGGAUCGUGUGCGUGGAGGAGAUACCCGCCGUGCCGUGGAUGGACUGCUCUUGAUUGUCUGCAGCGGCUGUGAGUCAGAAGAUGGCGGACCGGGCUGAGAUGUUCUCCCUCUCCACCUUCCACUCCCUCUCCCCCCCGGGCUGCAGGCCCGCCCACGACAUCAGUUUGGAGGAGUUUGACGAUGAAGAUCUCUCAGAAAUCACAGAUGACUGCGGGAUCGGACUAAAUUAUGACUCUGAUCGUUAUGAAAAGGACGCCCUCAUUUUGGAGAAGAACGACAUGCACCACCCAGUGUGCUCCUUCCAGGACGACUUCCAGGAGUUUGAAAUGAUUGACGACGACGAUGAAGAUGAGGACGAGGAGGAGGAAGAGGACGAUCCGGACGCACCCCCGUCCCCCUCGGCCUCCCCUCCACCCUCGCCCACUCUUGGCACCCUGAAGAGCAGACCCACCACGCUGAACCUCACAGCAGCGGUGUCGCAGGACUCAUUGAACAACAACAGCAGUCUGUCGCCAAAGAAAGGAAGCUUGCAGGACUCGUCGCGUAAACCAUCUUCACAGGGCCGCACGACUCCCACCCACUGGUGCUUGGAGGAUGGCAGCCGUGUGACGGGCCAGUGCCCAGCCUCUUCAGUUGUCCAGCCGCCAGUGUCCCAGAGUCAAGGUACUCCAGCAAAACAAGCAGGGCAGGGUGGGAACCCCCAUUCCCCUCACAGGCCCCUCCUGUGCGACAUGGAGGGCAACAGGCGGGAGAGGCUUGAAUACGGUUCAUUUGGUCAACUCAAGUCCCAUCAUUGCCCCGUUGACAUCGUCCAACCAAAAGCUGACCCUCUAAUCCAGACCACCAGAGUACCAUCUGUAGAUGAGCACUCCCAGUGUUCAGACACGGAGGUGGACCAUGACCUCAACAAUAGCCACAGCCACAAACACUCAAACCGGCUUCCCACAGACACAUACACAAUUACCAGUGAGUCUGGCAUGGAGGCAGGGAACGAUCUCGAUCCGGAUGGAACCAGUCACUGUUUGUCGUCCACUGCGCCCUUAGAAACCAACGACGGCGCCGACACACCCUUAUCAGAGGACGAACUAGACAAGGACUUUGAAGUUGAGUUCAUGCGUAAGGAGACGUACGAUAUGGUGUGCAAGGAGAAUCCGUCGGCGUACACCGAGUUUCCAUCCAUUGAACCCUUUGAUCCCACUUCCUUCUCCAGUGUAUCCUCUCGUCACUCAGAUGCUCUUGACCAGUCCAAAAGUUCUGAUUCUCAGUCAAUGGCAGCUCCAUUGGCAGUAGCGAAUGAUUCCACUUCUCCAUCUUCCGACCCUGGGAUCGCUGACAUGAACCAGCAAGGUUAUUUGACCUCAGACCAGGACAAAGAACUUAGCUCUCCUGGUUCUGACUCUGAGCUUGAUGGCGAAGAGGACAUAGACUUUCCCUGUGAAGGACGUGUGGUCUCCAACAUGAUCUCCUCCAUCUCAGAAACAGAGCUUGAUCUGACCAGUGAGAGCAGUAGUGGGCGUUCUUCGCACCUCACCAACUCCAUCGAGGAGACCAGCUCACCGACAUCCGACCAGGAACUGGACGCGGAUACAGAAUUAGAACAGGACAGUGGGAUUGUGGGACUAAAAGAGUCUCUCUUUCUGGGUCAACCUGAGGCAAUUAAAGAAGGGGUUCCCCUACUCUCUUUGUCCCCUUUACCCUCUCCAACCAUUCCUAUCCCAUCUCUGGUGCACUCCCCCUUUUUGCCUCCUGAGUCCUAUGAUGACGGCUAUGCUCUGAAGGGACUGCAGAAUGUAGAUGACGACCUGUCUUGCGAUCACCAAGCCGACCCAGAUGAGACUCUUCCUCCUGCCCAGCAGUGUGAGGACAGUCUCUCCAGACAGAUGGUGCUCCAGAUAGAACCAGAUCACAGCCUUGAAAGCUUCAAACGCUCCUUCUACCUACCCGUGGGACCUCGGCUAAUGCCCACCGCAGAUGAUUAUGAUGAAACCAGUGAAGGGGAUUCUGAAUCAGAAAGCGAAGAUGACCUGAGUGAAAACUCUGACUCACCUUGGCUGCUUAGCAAUCUGGUCAAUAGGAUGAUCUCAGAAGGCUCAUACCCAAUAAGCUGUCCUGAAGAGUGCUUCAAAAGGGAGGCGUCUGUAUCAGAUACCAUCUCACCGUCCUCAGACAUCGGUGACGGAGAUAGUUUUGCUGAGGAUGACCCACGGAAGAAAUCAGAAAUUGAAGGGUCAGUGAAUGAAGAGAGGGAUGGUGAAGAGCUCAGAAAGAUUGAGAUGAAUUGGGGGAAGUCUUCAAAGAGAAGUGUUGGGAUGAACUCUUGCCUCUAUAUGAGCAACAAAACCGAGGACACAAGUACAGUGGAUCAGUGUGUAGAAAAUUCAAGAGAGACCACCGAUUACUCCUCGUGUACCACUAAAGUUAAAAACUUCACAGAUAAAUCUUCCAAGAACAACAAAAGACCGGAAGAACAGAAUGAACCCGAUAAUGACUUGAUGAUGCUAGUGGGAAGGAAAGACCUUGAUUCUCCGAGCCUUACCGACAGCGUUAUCAGCGACAAAGACAUUGGGCGGGAGACGGAGACCACGACGUCGAGUCGCUCCUCUGCCUCUCUUGAACGUAUCACAGAAGUCAAACACAGCCUGACACUGGACAUACCCACCGCUCAGACCAACCAUUGCUUCAGCCUCACCUACUCCACAGACAAUGACGAAGAAGACGAACAUGAGGACUCGUACCCGUUCUUGGAUGACUUGAGGAGGCAGUCCCACAGGGAUAGUGAUUUACAGCUAGACCGGUCACCACCACCUGUUGAUUCCUGCAUACCUGACCAUCCCUGCCCUGACCGUGAUCUCCCACCUUGUGAGAUAGACCUGUCUCCCAAACAUCCCAGUGAAACCGAAGGACUGGCCUAUGACUCUAUGAAGUACACGCUUGUUGUUGACGAGAACACUACUCUGGAACUAGUCAGCCUCAGAAGGUGCACAUCGAUCCUGAGUGAUGACAGCGAGCUCUCCACGCUGUGCGAUGAGGAGUCUCUGGAGACGGGCCAGGUGGACUACUGUUGCCAGGAUCAGAUGGUGAGGUCCCAACUCCUCAGUUCUUCAGAAGACUCAUCACCCGAGGCGGACAUCCCAUUUUCCAAGAAGUUCCUAAACGUCUUUGUCAACAGUACUUCACGCUCCUCCAGUACUGAAUCCUUCGGACUUUUCUCCUGUACCAUCAAUGGAGAGGAGAGGGACCAAACACACAGGGCGGUGUACAGGUUCAUCCCCAGACAUGCAGAUGAGCUGGAGUUGGACGUGGACGAUCCUCUGUAUGUGGAGGAGGAAGAGGAUGACUACUGGUACAGAGGCUAUAACAUGCGGACAGGAGAACGGGGCAUCUUCCCCGCCUUCUACGCCCAUGAAGUCAUUGGCCAGUCUAAAGAGAUGCUGGCCAUGAAGCGCAACCCGGCAUGGAUGGAGACUUUCGACGUUCAGUUCUUGGGUUCUGUUGAGGUACCGCAGCAUCAAGGCAAUGGCAUCCUGUGCGCCGCCAUGCAGAAGAUCGCUCUGUCCAGGAAACGGACCGUGCACGUGCGGCCGCCAUCCCUCUGCGAGUUGGAGAUCAGCUUGCAAGGCGUGAAGCUGAUCAUGAGCCUGGAGGACGAGUACGACUGUCUGGAUGAGUUUGACCGAUGUAGUCACUUCUUCCAAAUGAAGAACAUCUCCUUCUGCGGCUGCCAUCCAAAGAACAACUGCUACUUUGGCUUCAUCACCAAGCACCCCAUGCUGAGCAGGUUCGCUUGCCACGUCUUUGUGUCCCAGGAGUCCAUGAGACCUGUAGCAGAGAGUGUUGGACGGGCCUUCCAGGAAUACUACCAGGAACAUCUGGAGUACGCUUGCCCCACUGAGGACAUCUACCUGGAGUAAGGACGCCAUGCCUCGCAUGCACCUGGCCACCAGAGGGCGCUGCAAACGGGUGUGCUCUCCAUUCUCCUUCUGUC